Enterobius vermicularis (human pinworm) is the source of this 1026-nucleotide messenger RNA. The record is from the annotation of a GenBank genome assembly. Lineage: Eukaryota; Metazoa; Nematoda; Chromadorea; Rhabditida; Oxyuridae.
AUGGAUAGGAGAAAUGUAAAUCCUGGGCCUGCACAUGGCGCUCCUCGAAACCGCCCAUUCCCAGAAUCGGCUAGUGAAGCACUUACACAGGUAUCCAAACACUGCAGUCAGAUAGGGCAACAAAAAUGGCGUUCGACUAUUGUACAGAGGUAUAACGAGCUGCAGUUACUGCUAGAUAACGAUUUAUUUUGGAUAACACCAGAUAGGCGUGGAACCCGUUUAAACCCCAUACAACAACUUUGCCUUGCACAGAUGCUCUGUAAGUAUUUUAAUGAAAAAGAAAGUGAAUCACGUAGUCAUCAGUAUGCGAACUUCGAAACAAUAUUUUGCGGACGCGAGGGAGAAACGCUUCUGCAUGAAGUGAGGAUAAAUAUUUUACAAAAACUGUGUUCACUUGCAGUCCAAUAUCCGUGCUAUUCUGUCUUUGAUCUCAUAUCAGUUUGGCUUCGAAAGAUUGGUGAUGGCCGUUCCUAUGCACAAGAGUUCGUUACCCAUCUUGUUGAACAAUUUAUUCUCGCACCUCUCAAUUGGAAUUUGUAUCUUCAUUUAUUGCCUUUAAUCAACAAGUCCGAAGAAUUUGUUGCUUAUUUCGUCACCUAUUCGGUGAACCUGUCGACGGUGCAGUCUCCUCUAAUAAAAGUUUUGGAAAGCUGGCUUUCUGAAACUCAGGGUUCAAAAAUAUUAUCUCUCAUUCGGGAUAAUGCAACUCUUGCAAAAUUUUUUGCUGAGAAUACAUUCGGAAAUUUGGUCGUCUAUGAUUGUUUAGCCGGGGACUCUUGUGAAAAUGCACUACACGGUGUUAUUGCCGAAGUAUAUGUGGAUUGGUCAGACAAACCAAUCCUGCAGGUUUUACCGGCUCUACAAGCGGCAGCAGUGGCUAAUCUGAAUUUAAAUAGUGGGACCCUUUCGUAUCACAUUCAUCUCGCGCAAAAACGCGGUUUCUUAACGUCAAAGGAUAUAACUUCGUUUUUAGAAGUCCCGGAAAUGAAGUCUGCAUAUGAAUACAUAUUGAACGUUAGAACGUAG